Molecule: messenger RNA, 492 nt
Organism: Theobroma cacao (cacao)
Lineage: Eukaryota; Viridiplantae; Streptophyta; Magnoliopsida; Malvales; Malvaceae
Source: RefSeq, a predicted model, not a curated record
AUGGACAAUGAAACUGGCAAUGUCGAAGAAACAUCAUUUUCUGCUCUUCAAGUUAACGAGUUAUUUUUGCGUAAAAUUCUUACAGGGAACAAUUCUUCCAUGGAUCAAUCGGUAACUAUUCCUUACCGGCGGAGCGUCGGCACGGUUCCUUUCCAGUGGGAGUCACGGCCAGGAACCCCUAGACAUCAUCUUGUACCGAGGAAAGAGAUUGUCCCUCCGGUUACGCCACCACCGGCUUCGUCGACAUGGAACAGCCAAGAGUUUGAUAAGCAUUGCAUCAACAUGUCAAGAGAAACAAGAGCUGGCUUUUGGAAGAAAUCCAAGAAAAAUUAUCAAGGUAAAAAAAAGGCUAAAGGAAACAUUGAUGAGUUUGGUUGUUAUAUGACUUCAUCUAGUACAAAUUCAAGAUCUUCAUCAUCAACUUCUUCCGAACGGACUUCAUCAAGAUUACGUAGUUUGGCCAAGGUAUUGGUUAAAUGGGCUAAUAUCUAA